CAAGUGUUGAACACAUUGGUUGAAAGUUGCGCGUCUAGAAAAUACAAUCCAAAAUGAAAAGUGUUUUGAUGCUAUUUGUUCUCGCCAACACACUCUACGGCAUACAAUCCUGGGACUUGGAAGUCGAAUUGAAUUCAAGUUAUACCGACAUUUUGAACUUGAAUUGGUACGGAGAUUAUGGAACCAUAAGAAGAUCUUCUAAUUUGGAAAGGGUACAUUUUAUAAAUUCCGAGAUUGAGAGCGUGUCAAAGUAUUUCACAAAUCUCUUGGAAAAAUGUGUGUCGCUUAAAUUUACAAAUGGAACCGUUAAAAAAGUCUUUAUAGAUAGUAAGCUUUGGUUACUUACCUUGAAUAAUACAUCUACCGAGAACGUAGUAAUAGAACCUGGUCAAGAUUACAAACUUAGGGCUCUAAUUAUCAGUAAAUCAAAAUUGACAAAAGUUCCGGAAAACAUUAACCAGUUGAAGCAUAUCAACCGCAUAGACAUUGUUGAUAACCUGAUAGAACACAUAACACUAAAUGAUUUCGAUGGUUUGAACAACUUGUAUGAAAUUGAUCUGUCGCGAAAUAGAAUUAAGCACGUCGAUACAAAUGGUUUGAUUCGUUUCCGUGAGCUCUAUAAUCUGAAAUUUAGUAACAAUCAGUUGCAACAGUUGGAUACGUGUGGUUGGGAUAUGCCAUCGCUCUACAUGCUGCACGUCGAUCAUAAUAAUCUGACACACUUUGCCGUCAAUCACUUGCGUGCGCUCAUAGAUAUAUCAUUAAGGUCAAAUCCUCUGAAUUGUGCAUGGGUGCAAAAUUUAGCGAAUUCGAUAGGUAAAAGGUCUCCAUUGACAAUUUUUUAUAUGCUAUUCAGGGGCGAUAUAACAUGUGAAAAAGAGAGUCUUGAUGACACCGAAAUGCACUGCCCGACGAGCAUCGAACAUCAGCGACAGCAGAAUUUUGGUUUAAACAACAGGUUGCACACAUUUGAAAGUAUGUUGAAAACUCUAGAAUCGCAAAUUAUAGAACACCAAAAGGUGGUAAACAAUGUUAUGAAAGAAUUGUAAAAUAAAACUAAAAGUAUACCUCAUAAGAAACGAUGGCACUCUUUUUGUAUGGAACUAAAACAAUAUUUGUAUGGUUCGUCACGUUCUGACAAAUCCCCUCUUCUCUCUAAAAUUAUGCUUAUUGCAUCAAAGUGCCAAACACAAAGUAAAUCCCCGGAAGAAGCAGACCUCGCCGGUUCUGGUACGAACACCUCCUGUGUGAGUAACUGGCCUCAGCAGUCA
Aedes albopictus (Asian tiger mosquito) is the source of this 1271-nucleotide messenger RNA. Its product is annotated as leucine-rich repeat transmembrane protein FLRT3-like. NCBI's taxonomy places the organism in Eukaryota, Metazoa, Arthropoda, Insecta, Diptera, Culicidae. The record is from RefSeq and is a predicted model, not a curated record. Gene Ontology annotation, molecular function: protein binding. Bases 54 to 1049 code for a protein of 331 amino acids. The transcript has 2 exons.